This is a messenger RNA of Episyrphus balteatus (marmalade hoverfly), 6067 nucleotides long. RefSeq lists its product as uncharacterized. Gene Ontology annotation, biological process: meiotic sister chromatid cohesion, centromeric; mitotic spindle assembly checkpoint signaling; protein phosphorylation. The transcript is spliced from 7 exons. The record is from RefSeq and is a predicted model, not a curated record. Lineage: Eukaryota; Metazoa; Arthropoda; Insecta; Diptera; Syrphidae. Bases 138 to 5297 code for a protein of 1719 amino acids. Gene Ontology annotation, molecular function: ATP binding; protein kinase activity.
UUGGAAUCCUUUCACAUUAUUUUUAAAGUUUGCAUUUUCUAAUUAAGUUAUUAUUUUUUGUACAAAUUCAAGAUAAGAGGAGCAUUAGUAAAAAAUAAACAAAAGCGAAAUAAUUUUGUGAAGACAUAAAAAGUGUAAUGGAUUUUGAAGACGCCAAAGAAAACAUUCAGCCUUUAGCAGCCGGUCGAAAUGCUAGCAUUCUUCAAGCUGCACUUCACACAGAAUCUCAAGAGGAGCUUCAACAACAAAGGCGCCAAUACGAAGAAGCCAUCGAGAAAUAUGAUGGUGAAGAUCCUUUGGAACCUUGGUUUGAGUAUGUCUAUUGGAUUGAACAGAGUUAUCCAUCCGGUGGCAAAGAAUCUGGCCUCGAUGAAGUACUAAUCAAAUGUUUGACAAAAUUCGAAAAGGAUCAACGUUAUCAUCAGGAUAGACGAAUGAUUAAAUUAUAUAUUAAAUAUAUUGACAACCACGAGAAACCACAAGAAUGUUAUCAAAAACUCUAUCAUCAAGGAAUUGGCACAAUGGUUGCCGAUUUAUACAUCUGUUGGGCUUAUUACUACGAUUUGAUGGGUGAUUUUCGCAGUGCUGAUCAGAUUUUUAGAAAAGGAAUCGAUUGUAAGGCUCAGCCAUUUGAAGAACUCCAAGAAGCUCAUCAACAUUUCGGAUUUACCAUGUCUCAAAGGAUUCUUUAUAAUGACGACGUUUCGAAGGAGAAAUAUCAAAGUUCCAUGCAGGAGAAGCGAAGCGCACUGAUAUCAUUGAAAUCGCAUAAAAAACAAGUUGGUAGCAUUCGAACGGGAGCUGCUGUUAAGAAAUUUGCUCCAGGAACAGUUCAGGUUAAAUCCUCUCGACCAUCACAAAAACAAAAUUCCAUACAAGUCUUUAACGACGACGAGCAACUGCCUUGUGAUUUGAAUCCCACUGCUGAAUUCGCUUCUGACACAUCUGUAGUGAAAGUAAUCCUAGACAGCACACGUAAUCAGGAGAAUUUAAAAGAAGCUGGACCUUGGAACAAACCACUUGCCAGAAAGAAAAAACUUUUCACUUCUGAACCACGCUCCGCCCUUGGAUUUGAAAUUCUCGAAGAUCAAGAAGUUAAUUCUCCGCUGAAAAAGAAAUCAGCCGAUUUGGGACCUUUUAUAUAUUUAGAUGGUUUCGUACCAUCCAAUCAACCUCAAGAAGAGUGGAUAAUUCCUGUUACGAUAGAGAAUGAGAUAACAAAAGGAUUAUAUCCAUCUUACGACAAGUGUUUGAUCUAUCCUAGACCAAAUAUGGAGUUCUCCCUCGAAGAACUUGGUUGUUAUUUUUGGUGCAAAAAGAGAAAUAUCGAAAAUAAAUUUACAAAAAAAUACGAUUCCUACUGGAAAGCCGAUAUACAAUCAGGCAUAAGAAUGUAUCCAAAUUUUGCUAAAAAAAAUCUGCCCAUAGAUGAUAAGGAUUCAUUUAAAUCUACAGAUUUUGAUCCUCUCAAAAAUUCAGCACAUGAAAAGAUGGCAAUUGAUAUUAAACUUUCUUAUCCAUCACCAGGAAACGAAUUGCAGUUUGAAGAAAUAUUAUACCAACGAUGGAAGGAUGGCAAAAAGAAAUUCAAAUACGAUCAAAAUGAGACUAUUGCCAUUACAGAGGAAAUGGAAGAGACUAUGUGUACGCCAUUGGAUGGUGUGAGAAGGAAAAGUUUCUUUCCCACACGAAAAUCCAUUGCUCCCGUGCAUAUUUCUAAGAAUGUUAUACACGAGGUGGAAGAGAAAGCAAAAGAAACGUUCGAAGAAUUACCCGCACCAUCAAAUCGCCAAUAUCGUAAAAGUAUUUUAAAGAAGCCAAAUUUGCCAGAAAUUCAAGACGUUAGUAAUAUUUCGUCCUUUCGGGAGGAAAUUGCUGAAGAAUUUGCUUUCAAACCUCCUUCAUCGCCACCAGCUCCGCCAGUUACUCCCGCUGAGCCACAGAAGAUAGCUUUUCAAAUUUUCGAAGAUGAGGAAAAUAAUUUCGAAGCAAAUGAAACGUGUUCAACUCAGGUCUUCAAUUGUUUCAUUAAACCGCAUUCUAUAAGUACACCAAAAGCUCCAGGUAAAAGUGUCAAACUUACCAAUCAACAACCCACCACCGAAACUAGACAACAAAUACAGUUUAGUUUGUCUGAAGUGGAAAAUAUUGCCCCGACUCCUGUUGCCCCGAUUAUUCAAAAUUUAGCUCCAUCGUUAGCCUUAUCACCUGACUACGAUCCUGGUCUCACUAUGCGUGGCAAGCAACUGUCUACCAUUAUGGAAACUUCAGAACAUGCAACCGGUUCGACUGGCAGCACUAAACUCUCCAUAAAUUCACCCGACUUUGAACUGGAAGUUCAUCAGUCGAGACUGCCAUUGAUGGCAAAUGUAUGCACCUUGGAAACUGUUGACGAGAACAAAUCAUUUAACGAUAGAGAUACGAGUGAAAAAUUGAUGAUAUCAAUUCGUCAACACAAUAAAGAUACGUCUCUUUCGUCUGCUGCAAAGACGAACCCUAAUGAGAUAUCUCGUCUGGAACAACCAGAAGACACUGUACCUUUAAUGCCAGCUGUCAGAGUUUUCGAAGAUAAAACUGAGACUGUCCCUAAGAUUUUAAUCACGAAAAUGAGACAACUUAAUCCUGAAGUUGAGGAUAAAGGACUUCCUUCAAUAAAAAACGACCAAGCCGAAAGGAAAGCUAUUUCGUCAAUGUCUUCGUCAAAAAUUCAAAAUGAAGUGAGUUUCUUCGAUAAACUUUCAACAAAUAUGGAAAAACCUCAAUCUGCACCCAAAUCCCCAUCAGCAGUUGUUUUGAAUAAUUCAAUUUUCUCAUCUUCAGCUUUCAUGAAAUUCCAAAACUCACCUGUCCCAUCAAGAUUGAAACUAGAUGACACACCCGAACGUAUAGUUAAACGUGUUUCGGACGUGGCUAAAACUCCAUCUCGAUCAUUUUUCACUGACGAUUUGAAAGGCAAAACUUUAGAUUCAAUGUUUUUGCCAAAUUUAUCAACUAAAUGCGCAAUCAAUAUAGAUUGCAAUGAAAAACAAACAAAAGAUAAUUCAUUUUUACCCGGAUUUUCCAAUGACAUGUCUUUAAAUUUAUCCCCUGGCGGAAAAUACAAACAAACAACAAAGGAUUCAUUCCUAUCUGGGUUUCCCAGUGUGGCUAUUGGGGAAAAUAAACCCGCUGAAGAUUCGUUUGUGGCAUAUUUGUCAAAGAAUAGACAACCAAAUGAAAGUACCAAACCAAAAGAGGCUCCAUCCACGAACGUAGGAAGUAAUAUGAGUCUCCUUACGAGUUUUAAGACAAAACAAAACUCUAUUGAGGAUAAAGAGAAUUUUGAAAAGUCUUCUUUUAUGUUUAAUUUAUCUCCACCAGACGUGCAUAAAAAGUCCUUUUUUAAGAUGCCCACUGUCGCCAAUGAAGAACGAUCAGUUGUUCAAAAAAAUAUUUCUUUCCUUCCAAACUUUAAUCAAUCCACUACAACUACAACAGCAACAGGAGCUACAUCAAAAUUCCAAAUACACGAAGACACGAUGAACCAUGAUUUGUCAAAAAAGAUAUCUCGUCUUGGUCUUGAAGAGCCUGAGUCAUCAAACAUAAAAUCGAAAAAUCAUUCCACCUCUGAAACAAAUAAACUUCUAGCUAACUACUCCUCACCGGAGCUCAAAAGUCUUAGUUCAAUUGAGAAUUCAAAGAAAACCACAAUGAAAAAUAAUGCUGAACGAAAUUCAAUACCAACCCGAGAAUCUCUAUUUAAGGCAGAUUGUUUUUUUGAAGAAAAUAUACGAACGGAAGCAUUUGCAGUAAAUCUGAGCAUGAUUAAGAACUCUACAUUGCUGCCGAAUCAUAACCUACAUCAAUCUCAGAUUGAAAGAGAAUCUAUAAACAUAGUUGACAAUAUGCCAAAUUUUGAACUUCAUCAAUCGCAGAUUAAAAAAGAAUCAAUCAAUAUAAGUGCUCCAUCGACAUCUAUACCUUCGUCAUCAUUAUCAAUUCCUGAUGAAUUCAUUCGGCCAGGAACAAAUUUCAGUGUAAAAUCAGAAGCUUCUUCGUCUACUUCCACCAGCCAAUUACUAAAAAAGCAAGUUCCUCGUGCAACUGAAUGUAUUGACAUCGCCGAAUCAGACGAAGAGCCUGAUGUUUUUGGAAAAAGUAUUUACUAUACAAAAACUCCCAAAACACCACAAGUUGCACGGCAUGCUUGGAGUCCUGAACCUCAAGAUGAAUGCGAUGACGAUUACUUUGUACAUCAAGAAAUUGAUAUGGAUCAAACUCAACAUGUUAUUGAUAAUUUUUGUGUUGCAAGAGAUGUUAAUCCAUUUAAUAAAAAGUUGAAAGAUGCAUUUUUAGGUCAAGUUGAUAUUAUAUCGUUUAUUGAAAAUCUACCAACCUGUAAAUUGGUGGGGAAGAUUAAGUCUCUGAAGAAAGAUAAUUCAGUGGAACUAAAUGAUAAAGUGUUUCACAUUAUUAAGCUGAUUGGAGAAGGUACAUUCGGAUCGGUUUAUAGUGCAAAAGAAUCUGAGAGUGGACAAAUAUUUGCAUUGAAACAAGAGCGGCCAGCUAACUUAUGGGAGUACUAUAUUUGUUUGGAAUUGGAGAGCAGACUGCACACCACGGAAAUGAUGUCUGGUUUCAUGAAAAUCGAUUAUGGACUGAUUGGAAAUAACGCAAGCAUUUUGUUUUCGAAAUUCGCCCGCUACGGAUCACUCAUCUCUGUUUGUAAUAAAAUCAAAAAAGAAACUUUAAAAAAUGUUGAUGAGUACGUUGUGAUGCAUAUGACGAGUCAAUUAUUACUCAUAAUGGAUCAUCUUCAUGCAUCAAACAUCAUUCAUGCUGAUAUCAAACCGGAUAAUUUUAUUCUAAUGGAAAAAUUGGUUUUCGGUAGAAAACAACCUACACUUCAGCUUAUCGACUUUGGAAAUUCCAUUGACAUGAGUUUGUUUCCGAAAGGCCAAAUAUUCACAUACUCCCAUGAUAAUGAAAGUUUUAAAUGCGUUGAAAUGUGUGAGAAACGUCCAUGGACCUACCAAUUAGAUUUAUUCGGCCUAGCUGGUGUCAUACAUGUGUUGUUGUUUGGAAAAUACAUGGAACUUGCAAAGAAACCAACCGGAUGGACGCAUAGAACACAUGUGCCUCGAUAUCUCAAUAAAACACUUUGGGAUGUAAUAUUUCAUAGUCUAUUGAAUAUUCCUGACUGCCAGACAAUGCCCAAUUUGCAGCAUUUGCGGGCACAAUUGGAAGAAGAAUUAGCGGAAAAUGAUAAAUUAGUGUGUCAAAAAAUAAUUGAAUUCAAUCGUGCUCUGGAUUUAUAAAUAUUUGUGUUUAUUUUUUUAAGUAUCUAUAACAGUUAAGUUUAUUAUUUAGAAAUAACCUUUAUUUGAUCUUUUAUAGUAUUUGUUUAUAUUUAUUGUAUCAAGGACAAAAAUUCAAAUUACAAAAUAAAAAAUGUUUCUAACUUCUGUUUACACUCAGUUGGAGCCAAAGAAGUUAUUUUAUAUGUUGAAAAUCAUUUGAUUUUUGUUAUUGGUAAAAUAUGACAAAUAUUUUUUUUACUUUUCAUUCAACCUGCUUCUGUUGUUCAAAGCAUUCAAGGCAGUUCAAAUUAGUCUUUUAGAUCGAAAUAAUUUUAUAUUGCCUUGCGUAUUCGAAUUUAACCUCUAUAGACUCCUCUAAGAUGGUUAUUAUUAUUUUUUGUUUGUACCUUUAAUUUGGGGGCCCACUCUUAUUAUUUUUACGUCUACUACUAAAUUAAGUCUUAUCACAUUGAAAAAAAAAAAAAAAAUAAUAAUAAGUAAAUCAUUAUCUCCUUUAAACUCCCAACUCUCUACUCGGGGUUGUUGUAGCCAAUUGUCCGGUAUUUGUUCCUGGUGGUGGAGGAGAUACAAGACUCGGAAACCAGCGAUUCAAGAAACUCCUUGUUGCAAAUGCAACAUCAUGGUUUGCAAAACAAAAUAAACAUGAUACAACGAAUCCUUGUAGACUCACAAGUACGACGGACAUUAUUUGAUAGAAACGUUCUAGUGUUGUUCCACUAUCUGGACGAUAUGGAAUUAGAAAAUGUUGAAGUCCAAAAAGAGGAAUC